GUAAGAAAGGAAAAAUCUAUUUGAACUGUUGGGUCGAUUUUAUUAGGAAAAAAAACAAUGGCUAUGGAAGCAGCUUCAUCAUGUCUCGUUUUCGACACUUUGCGUUUCUGCACCAAAUAUUCCAACUUUCCAAGAAAACACCUUCAAUUCCCCUCUUUCUUCGCCAAAAACUUCAAUUCUAGCAUUGGGAAAUUGUACAGUCAUGGGUUGUUUGUGAAUUCGUCAAGUUCAUUCUCCAACAGUACCCAAGAAACCCCAUCUCAACAGCUCGCUCUUCUUCUCGAAGUUGAAGGGGUUUUAAUGGAUGUGGACCGAUUGGGCAACCGCCAAGCAUUCAAUGCAGCAUUCCGGAAGCUUGGAUUGGACUGUGCAAAUUGGAGCCAACCUGUUUAUCAGGAUCUUGUAAAGAAGAGCAUGGGUGAUGAAGAAAGGAUGUUGGUCUUGUUUUUUAACAGAAUUGGUUGGCCCACAUCCCUGCCCACGAGCGAGAAGGAGACAUUUAUGAAAAGUGUUUUGCGAGAGAAGAGAAUUGCAUUGGAUGAACUUGUCAUGUCAAAAACCUUACCUUUAAGACCUGGUGUUGAAGAAUUUAUUGAUGAAGCAUGUGAAGAAGGUGUCCCAGUAGUGAUGCUGACAGCCUACUGUAAAAGUGGGGAGAAACAAGUCAGAUCUAUCAUUGAGAAGCUUGGAAAUGAUAAAAUGGAAAAGAUAAAAAUAAUUGGAAUUGAGGAGGUAAAACGAAGUUCCUAUGGACAACUUGUAUUUGGCGAAGGGGUGGCAUUUGACCUAGGUGAGAAACUGGCUAAAGAAGCAAGAAAAGCAGUUUCCGCUGAGGAGCAAAGAAUUGCUAAGGAGGUUGCUUCCAUACUAAAGUUGACUGUCAACAUUGAUACUACUUCAAGUGAAGGAUUGCAGAAUGUUUUGGCUGCACUGAGGGCUGGGGCAGAAUAUGCCAAUGUACCUGUGCACAAUUGUGUGCUUGUUUCCGGAAGUCUAUCUGGGGUUGCUGGAGCAGAGCAAAUUGGCAUGCCUUGCGUUGUGGUCCGGAGCAGUUCGACGGCCAGAGCUGAGUUUCCUGGAGCUAAAGCAAUAAUGGAUGGAUUUGGUGGUGCAGAUCUGACAAUUUCUAGGCUGCGACAAAUACAGGGGUCCUGAUAUUUGAUUCAAAAGCGAAAUCCUGUAAAAAAUUCAAACUUAUAAGCGAGUGUAAUUGCGAUUCUGUAAAAUUAUUGUUCUGUGAAAUAUGCAGCAUAAGUUAAAAUGCAGUACCAUCUAACGGUCAUUGACCAUUUGUGGAUUUACUUCUCAA
Molecule: messenger RNA, 1309 nt
Organism: Solanum dulcamara
Lineage: Eukaryota; Viridiplantae; Streptophyta; Magnoliopsida; Solanales; Solanaceae
Product: CBBY-like protein
Exons: 11
Coding region: 58-1155 (365 amino acids)
Molecular function (GO): hydrolase activity
Source: RefSeq, a predicted model, not a curated record